AUGGCCGAUACAUACAUUAAGCCCGAUCCUGAUUCGAAGCCUUCCCCUGCAGCCCUCAGCGAAGAUGACAUCUACGAAGAUGCAGGUGACCUCGAAUUUAAUACAGACUCUGCCUACCAACGCAUGUAUCUCGCAAGAGUACCAAAAUACGUUUGGGAUGCAUGGCAAGGCCUCGAUGAUGAGUCGGAAAUUCAAAUAGGAACUAUUCGGCAGUGCUCUACAAAGAACGCUAAAGGAGUUCCCAAGCUUUCGUUACACAUGCUAUUGAGAAAAGAUCUUGCGCAACACCAGAAUAUACCGAAAGAAUAUAAUUUGGAUGUAACCGAAGAAAAAGUUAAGAAUACAUUUGUAUUCACAGAACAAGAUCUUCCCGGCUUUAAGUCACGAUCACAGAUGAAAUUUGAUCCAAAAAGUGCAAACAUGCCGGCUAGGCUGACGCGCCCAAAGGUUGAUAAAUUGAAUCCCAGGGGGCCUUAUGACCCUAACAAGCGAUUCCAACCAUAUUUCAGGAAAGCUGUACCGAAAAAGACAACGAUUGCUGGAAAAGUAGCCCAUGAGGUAAACUGUAUCACUGUAGAUAACGAAGAAGCUCAGCGUCUCUUGGCUAUGCGAACUAUUGAGGCUAUGAAACCAAAAAUGCACACCAAAUUUCUAAAGCAAGACUUUUCCGUUACUCGUAAAGGCUUUAUUCAGCCUGGCUCAAUCAGCGCCCAAAAUACUUUCUCAGGCUUUAUUAAAACCAAAAGCGCUCUCCCAGGUCAACGAUCUCAGACUCAGAAAACGGCUCGUAUGCCUCAGAAUGAACUCUUGGACCGUAUAUUUGAAUGCUUUCGAAAAUAUAACUAUUGGUCUAUGAAAGCUCUUCGAACAGAACUCCAACAACCAGAAGCUUACCUACGUGAGGUGCUUGAAAAAGUAGCAUCUCUAGCCAAGAGCGGCAAAUUUGCAACGCUAUGGUCAUUAAAAGCUGAAAACAGAAUGGACAGCUAUGAAGACACUGUCGCCCCUACCACAGAAGGUGACAUGGCAGGCGAAGAUAGCGACGGUGCUGAAGACGAUGGAGAAAACGAUGUCGACAUGAGGUUCGAAGAUGUGGCAUAA
Messenger RNA from Blumeria graminis f. sp. triticale, 1101 nucleotides. Lineage: Eukaryota; Fungi; Ascomycota; Leotiomycetes; Helotiales; Erysiphaceae. The record is from the annotation of a GenBank genome assembly.